AUGGCCUUCUUACAAUUAGCAUCCGAAGUUUCUCAACCAUUCGUUAUCCCAAGCUUGUCACCAGUUACUCCACAACCUUCAAGAAAAAACUCCACUAACAUAGCGAGUGCAACUACUACUCCAAUUGUUCGUUCAAGAAACAACUCAAUGUCUCUUUUAUGA
Molecule: messenger RNA, 162 nt
Organism: Naumovozyma dairenensis CBS 421
Lineage: Eukaryota; Fungi; Ascomycota; Saccharomycetes; Saccharomycetales; Saccharomycetaceae
Exons: 1
Coding region: 1-162 (53 amino acids)
Source: RefSeq, a predicted model, not a curated record